AUGUUUUGGUUGUGGUCAGGCGGCCAUAUGAGCAAGGAUUGGCCUAGGAAGGCCUUGAUUUGUUUUCACUGCAACCAUACCAGUCAUAAAACGGUCGAUUGUCUGAGGUUGUCUGGUGGAGCAGUAGUGGUGACUGCGCCCGCUACAUUGAGGAUUACAGAUGGCCGCCAGGGCAAGACGGAGACUCCUGUGGUGAAGAGUCGAGCAGAUGAAGCCCAAGCAGCGCCGAACGUCGUGACUGGGACCUUUUUGGUCAAUGGAUUGUCAGAUCUUGUUCUUUUUGAUUCGGGGGCUACCCGAUCAUUUGUAUCUCUUGCGCUCAACAGUAAGUUUCGAGAUGCUCCUGGGACUUUAGAUUCCCCUCUUGAGGUGGAGAUUGUGGAUAAUUGUACUGUGAACGCUGCAAGGGUAUUUCGAAGGAGUAUUCUGAACAUGUUCGACGAGAUUUUUCACCUCGACUUGGUACCAAUUCCCUUGAGGGGAUUGAAGGUGAUCAUUGGGAUGGAUUGGUUGGGGCCCAAUGGGGCCAUGACUGAUUGUGAGCGUCAUUUGGUGAGGUUUCGAACCCCAAACGGGGGAGAACUAGUCAUUCCUGGUAAGAGAGAUUCGUGUGGGCCAGCCCUCUGUUCAGCACCGAGGGCUAGGAGACUUCUUCAGCAAGGUUGUUCUGACGAUUUUGUAUUAUGUUUCACAUUUGAGGGCGGAGAUCACGACAGAGCUGAGUAG
Messenger RNA from Lactuca sativa (garden lettuce), 726 nucleotides. RefSeq lists its product as uncharacterized. The record is from RefSeq and is a predicted model, not a curated record. Gene Ontology annotation, molecular function: aspartic-type endopeptidase activity. Gene Ontology annotation, biological process: proteolysis. Lineage: Eukaryota; Viridiplantae; Streptophyta; Magnoliopsida; Asterales; Asteraceae.